Messenger RNA from Triticum dicoccoides, 589 nucleotides. RefSeq names its product ninja-family protein MODD-like. NCBI's taxonomy places the organism in Eukaryota, Viridiplantae, Streptophyta, Magnoliopsida, Poales, Poaceae. The transcript has 2 exons. Gene Ontology annotation, cellular component: nucleus. Gene Ontology annotation, biological process: negative regulation of DNA-templated transcription; signal transduction. The coding region runs from base 1 to 492 and encodes 163 amino acids. The record is from RefSeq and is a predicted model, not a curated record.
AUGGCCACGACGUUCAACAUUAGAUUGUCCACAUAUGUGCUCAACAUGGACUCAUACACAGUAUUCCGUUUUCGUGACAUAUACGGAACUCCUGGCGCUCAAGGGCGGAGCCUGUCAUCAGCUAUUGUGUCCUCCUCUCAGGGUACAGAUGGUGUGCACCAGGCCGAGGGUGCUAACAACACCAUCAUGGCAACCACUUCUUCUCCGGCACCAGCGGUAAUAGAGGCAGCCCUUGGUUCUGGGGGAGGGCAACAAGAUGAUUCAGAGAUGUCGAAGGUGCGGGAGAUUCCAUUGGUGUCGACCAGCGGGCUCCCCAAUGGCAGGAGGAUUGUAGGCUUGCUGUACGAGUACAGUAAAGUUGAUGAGGUGACGAUUUUGUGUAUGUGCCAUGGUAGCUUCCUAACUCCGGCGGAGUUUGUGGAGCAUGCUGGAGGCGGUCAAGUCGCCAACCCGCUGGGGAGCAUCUUCGUCAUGCCCCCGCCUUGGCUUUGACCGGCAUCGCCCAAGUGUUCCGUGUGUGGCCUCAGCGUUAAUCUUAGCUUGGAACAAGAAAUCUCAUUGUGAGAAUGUAUCUGUGUUUUAGACUUUA